AUGAAUCAAAGUCUGGCUAAGUUCAAGAACCUUGAUAAUACGUUUAGUAUUGACGAGCAGAUGGUCCCUUACACCGGGAUGCAUAGCGCUAAACAACGCAUGAAGGAUAAGAGUAUCCGAUUUGGCUAUAAAAACUUUUGGCUGGUUGGCUCAUCGGGAUUCCCGUACCACUGCCUCCCUUACUGUGGUAAGAAAGGAAUUGGCGGAGAUCCCGGAAAGAACCUCACCAGUCGGGUUACCUUACAACUGGCCAUGGAGAUUCUUGAACCCAAAGAAAGUAACGUCUUUUAUGACAAUUGGUUUGCCAGCUAUAAGCUGUUGGCCAUAUUCUCUGCCAUGGAGCUUGGAGCAUCUUGUACUAUUCAAAGUCAGAGAACAAAUAGCUGCCCCACCAAGACUGAUUCUGCACUUAAGAAAGAAGGGCGUGGGAGCUUUUCAAAGGGAAUUGACGAGUUUACAGGGGUGACCAUUGUAAAAUGGCAUGACAAUAGCGUCGUGAAUGUUGGUUCCAACAUCUUUACUGUUAAUCCUAUCACAGAUGUGGAACGGUACAGUCAAGCAGAAAAGAAGAAGAUUCAAAUCAAACGGCCAUCUCUUGUCAAGGAGUAUAACAAGGGAAUGGGUAACGUUGAUGUGUUUGAUGGCCAUGUUGCUAGCUACAGAAUCUCUCUAAGGGGAAAAAAGUGGUGGUGGCCACACCUAAUAAAUACGCUUGAUUGCCUGAAAGCUGCAUCAUAUUCUUUGUAUGAGAUAUGUCAUUCGAAUGAAAAGACGAAACUGACAUAUCUGAACUUCAUUCGACGAAUAACAAUAGCCUACCUGAAGAAGAGAUUACAGCCCCCAUCAUCGCUAUGCCAAAGAGUUGCAGUGUGGAAGGGUGACAACAGAGUUACCCCAGAGGUCCGCCUGGAGAGUAGAACUAACACUCACUGGCCAGUAAAAACAAAGCAGAGACGAUGUGCUUUGAAUGGCUGCAAAGGUCGCAGCAACUAUAAGUGCGAAGUGUGUGACGUUGCACUUUGUGUGCUUUGUUUUAAGCCUUAUCAUCAGUUAGAGUAA
Molecule: messenger RNA, 1059 nt
Organism: Bolinopsis microptera
Lineage: Eukaryota; Metazoa; Ctenophora; Tentaculata; Lobata; Bolinopsidae
Product: piggyBac transposable element-derived protein 3-like
Exons: 1
Coding region: 1-1059 (352 amino acids)
Source: RefSeq, a predicted model, not a curated record